AUGGAUUUAUCUGCGGAUCGUGUUGAAGAAGUACAAAAUGUUCUUAAUGCUAUGCAGAAAAUCUUAGAGUGUCCAAUAUGUCUGGAGUUGAUCAAAGAGCCUGUUUCUACAAAGUGUGAUCACAUAUUUUGCAAAUUUUGUAUGCUGAAACUUCUCAACCAGAGGAAGGGGCCUUCACAGUGUCCUUUGUGUAAGAACGAUAUAACCAAAAGGAGCCUACAAGAAAGUACAAGAUUUAGUCAACUUGUUGAAGAGUUGUUGAAAAUCAUUCAUGCUUUUGAGCUGGACACAGGAUUGCAGUUUGCAGACAGCUAUAACUUUUCCAAAAAGGAAAAUAACUCUCCUGAGCAUCUAAAGGAGGAAGUUUCUAUUAUCCAAAGUAUGGGCUAUCGAAACCGUGCCAAAAGACUUCGACAGAGUGAACCUGAAAACCCUACCUUGGAAACCAGUCUUAGUGUCCAACUCUCUAACCUUGGAAUUGUGAGAUCUCUGAGGACAAAGCAGCAGAUACAGCCUCAGAAUAAGUCUGUCUACAUUGAAUUGGGGUCUGAUUCUUCUGAAGAUACAGUUAAUAAGGCAAGUUCUUGCAGUGUGGGAGAUGACAAGUUAGAAAUCACCUCUCAAGGAGCCAGGGCUGAAGCCAGUUUGAAUCCUGCAAAAAAGGCUGCUUGUGAAUUUUCUGGGGACAUAACAAAUAUUGAACAUCAUCAAUCCGGUAAUAAAGAUUUGACCACCACUGAGAAGCAUGCAACUAAGAAGCAUCCAGAAAAGUAUCAGGGUAUUUCUGUUUCAAACUUGCAUGUGGAGCCAUGUGGCACAAAUACUCAUGCCAGCUCAUUACAGCAUGAGAACAGCAGUUUAUUACUCACUAAACACAGAAUGAAUGUAGAAAAGGCUGAAAUCUGUAAUAACAGCAAACAGCCUGGCUUAGCAAGGAGCCAACAGAGCAGAUGGGCUGAAAGUAAGGAAACAUGUAAUGAUAGGCAGAUUCCCAGCACAGAGAAAAAGGUAGUUGUGAAUGCUGAUCUCCUGUGUGGGAGAAAAGAACUGAAUAAACAGAAACCUCCACACUCUGAUAGUCCUAGAGAUUCCCAAGAUGUUCCUUGGAUAACACUGAAUAGUAGCAUACGGAAAGUUAAUGAGUGGUUUUCCAGAAGUGACGAAAUAUUAACUUCUGAUGAUUCACAUGACAGAGGAUCUGAAUUGAAUACUGAAGUAGGUGGUGCAGUAGAAGUUCCAAAUGAAGUGGGUGAAUAUUCUGGUUCUUCUGAGAAAAUAGACUUAAUGGCCAGUGAUCCUCAGGAUGCUUUCAUAUGUGAAAGUGAAAGAGUCCACACCAAGCCAGUAGGAGGUAAUAUCGAAGAUAAAAUAUUUGGAAAAACCUAUCGGAGGAAGGCAAGCCUCCCUAAGGUGAGCCACACAACUGAAGUUCUAACUAUAGGAGCGUGUGCUAUAGAACCUCAGACAAUGCAAACCCAUCCCUUCAUGAAUAAAGCAGAGCAUAAAAGGAGAACUACAUCUAGCCUUCAUCCUGAGGAUUUUAUCAAGAAAGUAGAGUUAGGCAUUGUUCCAAAGACUCCUGAAAAGCUAAUUGAGGGAAUCAACCAAAUCAAGCGAGAUGGUCAUGUGAUAAAUAUUACAAAUAAUGGUCCUGAGAAUGAAACAGAAGGUGAUUAUGUUCAGAAAGAGAAAAAUGCUAACCCAACAGAAUCAUUGGAAAAAGAAUCUGCUUUUAGAACCAAAACUGAACCAAUGAGCAGCAGGAUAAGCAAUAUGGAACUGGAAUUAAAUAGCUCCAGUUCAAAAGCACCUAAGAAGAACAGGCUGAGGAGGAAGUCCUCUGCCAGGCACACUUGUGCCCUUGAAUUCGUAGUCAAUAGAAAUCUAAACCCACCUGAUCAUAGUGAACUACAGAUUGAAAGUUGUUCUAGCAGUGAAGAGAUGAAGAAACAGCAUCUGGACCAAGUACCAGUCAGACACAACAAAACACUUCAGCUCAUGCAAGAUAAAGAACCUGCAGGUAGAGCUAAGAAAAGUAGUAAGCCAGGAGAACAAAUAAAUAAGAGACUCGCCAGCCAUGCUUUUCCAGAGCUAACUUUAACAAAUGUAUCUGGUUUUUUUGCUAACUAUUCAAGUUCUAGUAAGCCUCAAGAGUGCAUCAACCCUGGCCUUCGAAGAGAAGAAAUAGAAGAGAGCCGAAGAAUGACUCAAGUGUCUGAUAGUACCAGAGAUCCCAAAGAGCUGGUAUUGAGUGGAGGAAGAGGUUUGCAAACUGAGAGAUCUGUAGAGAGUACCAGUAUUUCAUUGGUACUUGAUACUGAUUAUGGUACACAGGACAGUAUCUCAUUACUGGAAGCUGACACCCUGAGGAAGGCAAAAACAGUAUCAAAUCAACAGGCGAAUCUGUGUGCAACAAUUGAGAACCCCAAGGAACCUAUCCAUGGUUGUUCUAAGGACACUAGAAAUGACACAGAGGGUUUUGUAGUUCCAUUGACGUGCAAAGAUAACCACACUCAAGAGACAAGCAUAGAAAUGGAAGAGAGUGAACUUGACACGCAGUGCUUACGCAAUAUGUUCAAGGUUUCAAAGCGUCAGUCAUUUGCUCUGUUUUCAUAUCCAAGAGAUCCGGAAGAGGACUGUGUAACAGUCUGUCCCCGCUCUGGGGCCUUUGGAAAACAAGGUCCAAAAGUCACUCUAGAAUGUGGACAGAAAGAAGAAAGUCAGGGAAAGAAAGAGUCUGAAAUCAGACAUGUGCAGGCAGUUCAUACAAAUGCAGGCUUUUCUGCAGUUAGUCAGAAAGCUAAGAAGCCAGGCGAUUUUGCCAAAUGUAGCAUAAAGGGAGUCUCUCGGCUUUGUCUGUCAUCUCAGUUCAAAGGCAAGGAAACUGAACUCCUUAUUGCAAAUUACCAUGGAAUUUCCCAAAACCCUUAUCAUAUACCACCACUUUCUCCCAUCAGAUCAUGUGUUAAAACUCUAUGUCAGGAAAACCUGUCAGAGGAAAAGUUUGAGCAACAUUCAAUGUCACCCGAAAGAGCAGUGGGAAAUGAGAGAGUCAUUCAAAGUACAGUGAGCACAAUUAGCCAAAAUAACAUUAGAGAAUGUGCUUCUAAAGAAGUCGGCUCAAGCAGUGUUAAUGAAGUAGUUUCCAGUACUAAUGAAGUAGGCUCUAGUGUUAAUGAAGUAGGUUCCAGUGGUGAAAACAUUCAAGCAGAACUAGGUAGAAACCGAGGACCUAAAUUAAAUGCUAUGCUCAGAUUAGGUCUUAUGCAACCUGAAGUCUGUAAGCAAAGCCUUUCUUUAAGUAAUUGUAAACAUCCAGAAAUGAAAUGGCAAGGACAAAGUGAAGGAGCAGUUCUGUCUGUUAGUGCAGAUUUCUCUCCAUGUCUGAUUUCAGAUAACCCAGAACAACCUAUGGGAAGUAGUCGGUCUUCUCAGGUUUGUUCUGAGACACCUGAUGACCUAUUAAAUGGUGACAAAAUAAAGGGAAAAGUCAGCUUUGCUGAAAGUGACAUUAAGGAAAAAUCUGCUGUGUUUAGCAAAAGUGUCCAGAGUGGAGAGUUCAGCAGAAGCCCUAGCCCUUCAGACCAUACACGUUUGGCCCAGGGUUACCAGAGAGGGACCAAGAAAUUAGAGUCCUCAGAAGAGAACAUGUCUAGUGAGGAGGAAGAGCUUCCCUGCUUCCAACACUUAAUAUUUGGUAAAGUAACCAACAUGCCUUCUCAGUCUACCAGUCACAAUGCAGUUGCCGCAGAGGGUCUAUCUAACAAAACAGAGGAGAACCUAGACUCAUUGAAGAAUAGUUUAAGUGACAUCAGUAACCAGGUACCGUCAGCAAAGGCAUCCCAGGAACAUCACCUUAGUGAGGAAGCAAGAUGUUCUGGCAGCUUAUUUUCUUCACAGUGCAGUGCUUUGGAAGACUUGACUGUAAAUACAAAUACCCAGGAUCCUUUCUCGAUGUUUGAUCCUACUUCCAAACAAGUGAGGCAUCAAUCUGAAAAUCUGGACGUUCUGAAUGACAAGGAAUUGGUUUCAGAUGAUGAUGAUGAAAGGGAACCUGGCCUGGAAGAGGAUAGUCCUCAAGAAGAGCAGAGUGUGGAUUCAGACUUAGGUGAAGUGGCAUCUGGAUAUGAGAGUGAAACGAGCCUCUCUGAAGACUGUUCCAGGUUGUCCUCUCAGAGUGAUAUUUUAACCACUCAGCAGAGAGAUACCAUGCAAGAUAACCUGAUAAAGCUCCAGCAGGAAAUGGCUGAACUGGAAGCUGUGUUAGAGCAGCAUGAGAGCCAGCCCUCUAACAGCUCCCCUUCCCUUAUAGCAGAUUCUUGUUCGCCUGAGGAUCUGCUGAAUCCGGAACAAAACGCAUCAGAAAGAGUAUUAACUUCAGAGAAAAGUAGUGACUCUCCUAUAAGCCAGAAUCCCGAAAGCCUUUCUACUGACAAAUUUCAAGUAUUUCUGGAUAGUUCCACCAGUAAAAAUGGAGAACCAGGAAUGAUACGGUCUUCCCCUUCACAGUCCCGGUUGUUAGAUACUAGAUGGUAUGUACACAGCUGCCCAAGGAGUCUUCAGGACACUAACUGCCCAUCUCAGAAGGAGCUCACUAAGGUUGUCAGUAUGGAGGAGCAACAACCAACUGAGUCAGAAGCAAGAGAUCUCAUGGAGCAAUCUUAUUUGUCAAGACCAGAUCUGGAGGGAGCCCCUUACCUCGAAUCUGGAAUCAGCCUUUUCUCUGAUGACCCUGAGUCUGAUCCCUCGUCACACAGAGCCUCAGAGCUGGCUCAUGUUAGCAGCAUGCCAACUUCAACCUCUGCGUUGAAAUUACCCCAAUUUCAGGUCGAAGAAUCAGCCAAGAGUACAGCUGCUGUCCAUAUUGCUAGUACUGCUGGGUAUAAUAAAAGCGAAGACAGUGUGGGCAUAGAAAAGCCAGAAGUGAUAUCUUCAACAAGAGGAGUCAACAAAAGAAUAUCUAUGGUGGCAUCAGGCUUGACCCCAAAAGAAUUUAUGCUUGUGCACAAGUUUGCCAGAAAACACCACAUCUCUUUAACUAAUCUAAUUUCUGAAGAGACAACUCAUGUCAUUAUGAAAACAGAUGCUGAGUUUGUGUGCGAACGAACACUGAAAUAUUUUCUGGGUAUUGCAGGAGGAAAAUGGGUAGUUAGCUAUUUCUGGGUAACCCAGUCUAUUAAAGAAAGAAAGAUACUAGAUGAGCAUGAUUUUGAAGUCAGAGGAGAUGUUGUGAAUGGAAGAAAUCACCAGGGUCCGAAGCGAGCAAGAGAAUCCCAGGACAGAGAAUCCCAAGACAGAAAGAUCUUCAGGGGCCUAGAAAUCUGUUGCUAUGGACCCUUUACCAACAUGCCCACAGAUCAAUUAGAGUGGAUGGUGCACCUCUGUGGGGCUUCUGUGGUGAAGGAGCCUUCGUUAUUCACCCUCAGCAAGGGCACUCAUCCAGUGGUAGUCGUGCAGCCGGACGCCUGGACAGAGGACAGUGGCUUCCAUGCGAUUGGGCAGAUGUGUGAGGCACCUGUGGUGACCCGAGAGUGGGUACUGGACAGUGUAGCCCUCUACCAGUGCCAGGAGCUGGACACCUACCUGAUCCCGCAGAUUCCCAGAGCUGCUGCAGACUCCAGCCAGCCAUGCGUGUAA
Messenger RNA from Canis lupus familiaris (dog), 5637 nucleotides. RefSeq names its product BRCA1 DNA repair associated (gene BRCA1). Gene Ontology annotation, molecular function: ubiquitin-protein transferase activity; zinc ion binding; DNA binding. The record is from RefSeq and is marked provisional. Gene Ontology annotation, biological process: negative regulation of fatty acid biosynthetic process; positive regulation of transcription by RNA polymerase II; chordate embryonic development. Gene Ontology annotation, cellular component: plasma membrane; BRCA1-A complex; nucleus. NCBI's taxonomy places the organism in Eukaryota, Metazoa, Chordata, Mammalia, Carnivora, Canidae.